AUGGGGCAGAGCCUUCCAUGCAAUGAGAGGGUGUGGACGUUAAUUGAAGGAGAGCCUUCUCGCCCUUGUUGCUUCAAGUUCAUUGGUGGACUGAGGUCUCUUGACUGGUAUCUCCAGGCUCUGGGAACAAGGCACAAGCCAGCAGUGAAGAAAUCACUUUUUAAAAUGAAGGACUUGCUACUGAUUCUGUGCCUUUUGGGAACAAGUUUUGCAGUGCCAAUAAAACAGGUAUUUCCUCAGCAAGCUGCAGCAACCGGACUGGGGAGCUUAAGCCUUGAGACAAUGAGACAGCUGGGAAACCUGAAUGGACUGAACUUGCUUUCUCAGUUCUCUCGGUUUGGUUAUGGUAAACCAUUCACCUCUUUAUGGAUGCAUGGACUCCUUCCACCCCACUCCUCCUUCCCAUGGAUGCAGCAAAGGGAACACGAGACUCAACAGUAUGAAUAUGCCUUGCCAGUACACCCGCCUCCUCUACCAUCGCAGCAGCCCCAAAAGCCAGGACAGAAGAUUUUCCUCCAACCCAGCCCAGCACCGGAUGCCACCCAGCAUGGGGCACCUCAGGCUCCACUGAACCCAGGACAAAACCAAGGGCAUCCAGAGGACAGAGCAGUGGGCCAGCAGCCUGGGGGGCCCUUGGGCAGGGCAGGGAGGCCCGAGCUACCAGAACUGGAUUUUGCAGGUCAACUGGGUCAUUCAAUGUUUCCAAUGGGACGUUUGAUCUCUGAAGGACCGACACAAAAAACAGAGAAAGCCCCAGUUUAUCCAAGAAUGUUUUACGUGCCAUAUAGAGCAAAUCAAUUGAAUGCCCCAGGAAGAUUUGGCAUGCUAAGCUCUGAAGAAAUGAUGGGAGGAAGAGGUGGCCCCAUGGGUUAUAAUGCCAUGUUUCCAGGAAUGAAGUCUGACUUCGGGGGGAUGCCCCCAAACCCAGCCAUGGGAGGAGACUUCACUCUUGAACAUGACCUACCGACCGGUGCCAGCAAACCCCCUAGCCCAGCAGAGGGUGAUGCUCAAGGCUCCCCUAUGCCUGAAACCAACCCAGAAAAUAUUGAGAAUCCAGCUUUCCUUCCAGAAGAAAUCCCUUGGGCUCAGGGAGGGAUCCUGUCCUUCCCUAAGGGAAGCAUUUCUAACUUGGGGGGAGUCCCAGCUGGGCAGAUUAAGAGACUCCUCAAAGGCACUUCACCAACCUCUGAACCAGGGAUGACCCUGGGACCAUCUGAUAUUACUGAGACCUUUGGCACUGACAUAACUACCCCCCUGGCCAUCCUAGACGAAGGUCCUUUGGACAUUACUGUGGAACCAGAUACCCACCACACAUCAGUGCAAGGGAACGAGGCCCACCAGCCACAGAUUAUGGAAGAUGUAUGGCAUUUCCAAGAACCCUGAAAGGCUUCAGAAGUCAAUUACCUUCUGUAUUUAUGGGCAUGUUUCCCAGCUAUGUCUGAUGCAAGAUCUUUUGGCUAAAAUAUUUAUUAUUCUACUGCUAUGGCAACUAGCAAAAAUGGAAUUAAAUAUCCAAAUAACAUAUGCAAAUGUCUAAUGAUAGCUAUGGGCUGAGGGGAUUUAAUGAUCUUUGUGGUUCACACCAGAAUGAAUAAAAGGGCUCUGUCUUUAAUACUUACUUUUGGUUUUCAGCUAUUUGAAAAUAAGACAAUUCCUAAUGCAUUAUAGAACUCUUACUAGUAGAAUGGCAUUAGCUAUCAUAUCCAAUUACGAUGCUGCUUUCAAAUUUUUUCCCGUAAGCAAUCUGGAAUAUUCUCAGAAAUACAGGCUAUCUUAUCCAA
This is a messenger RNA of Phascolarctos cinereus (koala), 1781 nucleotides long. RefSeq names its product ameloblastin (gene AMBN). Gene Ontology annotation, molecular function: growth factor activity; structural constituent of tooth enamel. The record is from RefSeq and is a predicted model, not a curated record. Gene Ontology annotation, biological process: odontogenesis of dentin-containing tooth; cell adhesion. Lineage: Eukaryota; Metazoa; Chordata; Mammalia; Diprotodontia; Phascolarctidae.